Alnus glutinosa is the source of this 2165-nucleotide messenger RNA. RefSeq lists its product as uncharacterized. NCBI's taxonomy places the organism in Eukaryota, Viridiplantae, Streptophyta, Magnoliopsida, Fagales, Betulaceae. The coding region runs from base 402 to 1844 and encodes 480 amino acids. Gene Ontology annotation, molecular function: phosphoprotein phosphatase activity. The transcript has 8 exons. The record is from RefSeq and is a predicted model, not a curated record.
UCGGGUUAGGGAGUUCAACCCACCCAUUUGAAAGGGGGUUGCAAUACACGCGCUGAAGAAGGACGUGGACCACAAGAGCUUCCCUCCUUUCCUAUCUUUCCGCGAACCUGCACGUGUCAUUGCUUCACGUUGAGCUGGCUCCCCAUUCACGUGGCGUAUUCCCACUGGCCCAGACCAGUCCCUUAGUAUCCCAUCUCAGCCGUCCGUGUGAUCCAACACAAGCCGACAUCACCACUGUAUGACCGUUCGUGGAAGUUAAAGACUUCGCAAAGAGAGAGAGAGAAAGAGAGAGAGACUCUCUUCUCUGCAGUCUCUGGUGCUGGUUUGAUUGUUUAGAGGGUGUUGUUUCCCACUGAUGUUCCCAAAUCAAGGUUGCAGUACAUAUCCAAAGUACAGAUCAAAUGCCCUCAUUAAAAAUGAAGACCAAACUGAGCAUGGGCUGUUUCAAAGAAAAAAAUGGUCUUCAUGUAUGUCAAAAGUCAAGUACAAUUUCCAAAAAAUCAUGCUCAUAUGUCAGGAUUUCUGAACACACAGCAGAUUUUGACACAUGUAUUCAUGAAUGUCAGGAUGUUUCUUCGAGCGCACAAGUGUCCAUAAAGAACAUCGAAAGUGAUGGAGCCAUUGACCAUGAAGAAUUUCUGGAAGAAGAAAAUUCUCAGUUUCAGAACCAGCCAUCAUUUUUUGUUGAUUCUGCAACUAUUGGGAGAAUGGAAUCUACCCACAAUUCAAACCUAGAGACGAUUUUCUCUCCUGCUUUGGAUCCCAUUGCCAACCAUACUGAACCAAAAGCUGAUGAUGAUGCAGGGAACAACAAAGAUCCUGACAUGCCAGGGUUGGGAGCUAGUGAGAGUGACUAUAACAGAAGCUCAUCUGACUACCAAAGUUGUGAUGUUUCAGAUUUCUACGUCUCUGAUAUGAUUGUUGCUAGCUUACCCUACAAUGGAACUGCAUUUGAUGAUGAUCAUAGUGAGGCAAAUUGUUUUCUUGAUUAUAAAUGUGCUGAGCCUAGUUUGUUGUUUGAUGUGGCCGAGCAAUAUAUGAUGCUACCCUUCCUCGAGGACACUGUUAAAACCAGCGAUAUUAACCAUGCUAAAUCAUGUGAAGAAGCCAUGUUGGGUUCCGAUGAUACUAGCUUGUACCUAGCUAUUGACCAAAUGAGAUCCUGCAACCAGGAAUUUGAUGCUAACUAUGAUGCAGAUCAGGGAGAGUGCUUUGAUCCACAGGUGUUCAUAAAAAAUUUACCGGAACUCUCAGAUGUGGUAGCAAACUUUCAGCCCACUAUAUUGCCAGAGGAAACUCAAAACAGGAAACGUGUAACACUAGUACUUGAUUUGGAUGAAACACUUGUCCACUCUACAUUAGAACACCGCGAAGAUGCAGACUUCACCUUCACUGUUUUCUUCAACAUGAAAGAGCACACUGUAUAUGUAAAACAAAGGCCUUAUCUUCAUAAGUUCUUGGAGAGAGUUGCGGAGAUGUUUGAAGUUGUUAUUUUUACUGCAAGCCAAAGCAUUUACGCAGAACAACUUCUUGAUAUACUGGAUCCAGAUGGGAAGCUUAUAUCUCGCCGAGUUUACCGUGAAUCGUGCAUUUUUGCAGAUGGCAGUUACACUAAAGAUUUGAUAGUUUUAGGUGUUGAUCUUGCAAAAGUUGCCAUAAUUGAUAAUUCUCCUCAGGUUUUCCGGUUGCAAGUCAAUAAUGGGAUUCCUAUAAAGAGUUGGUUUGAUGAUCCAUCGGACUCUGCACUAGUUUCUUUACUUCCCUUCUUAGAGACCCUGGUUGAUGCUGAUGAUGUCCGUACGAUCAUUGCCAAGAGAUUCGGUUUCUACUCUUGGAUCAUGUGAAAGUACUGCUAUGAAUUUGAAUUAGAAACUUAUGAGAUGAUACAUGGGCAAAUGGAUGAUAGGGGUAGUGAUAUAGAUGUGAAUCUAUGUUUGAGUUGAGGAUCAAGAAUUAUAUGGAUGGGAGCAGCUCCUGAGUUAACGAAUCCGUUGAGAGACCAUUGAGCAGAUUGUGAAGGGAAAAAUGGUCCAAACUGCACAUCUACUACACUGAAGAAUUAUUGGAGAGACAAAGAUGAUGAGUUAUGGGUGUAUAAUUUAGCUGAUUAUCGCCUGCUUGUCAUGAUCUUCUGCCUGAAUCUAAUAAUCUAUUACACUUUCACA